Messenger RNA from Corvus hawaiiensis (hawaiian crow), 706 nucleotides. RefSeq names its product myelin P2 protein-like. The record is from RefSeq and is a predicted model, not a curated record. Gene Ontology annotation, biological process: membrane organization; fatty acid transport. Gene Ontology annotation, cellular component: cytosol; myelin sheath; nucleus. NCBI's taxonomy places the organism in Eukaryota, Metazoa, Chordata, Aves, Passeriformes, Corvidae. The transcript has 4 exons. The coding region runs from base 106 to 504 and encodes 132 amino acids. Gene Ontology annotation, molecular function: fatty acid binding.
ACACCACUGAAUCUGAGUUGGGCACACAACCUCUCUGACUGCCACCAAGAGCUUUUGUGGCCACUGCCUCUCUCUGCAGGACCAGCGCCUCACAAAGCCUGUACGAUGUGUAACCGAUUUGUGGGAACCUGGAAACUUGUCUCCAGCGAAAAUUUUGAUGACUAUAUGAAAGAAUUGGGAGUGGGCUUAGCUACCCGGAAACUAGGUGGCUUGGCAAGGCCUGAUGUGAUCAUCAGCAUGAAAGGGGACAUAGUGACCAUCAGAACUGAAAGCACCUUCAAAAAUACAACCAUCUCUUUCAAACUGGGCCAUCAGUUUGAUGAAACAACAGCAGAUGACCGGAAAGUCAAGAGUGUUGUAACCUUGGAGAAAGGGUCAUUGGUGCAAGUGCAGAAGUGGAAUGGCAAAGAGACCACAAUAAAGAGAAGACUUGUUGAUGGGAAGAUGGUGGUGGAAUGUGCCAUGAAAGGGGUUGUCUGCACUAGAGUUUAUGAAAGAGUGUGAAGAAGUUCCCUCUCUGCUCCGGACCGGAACUGGCUCUAAAAACUCGGCUUAGUUCAGUGACCAAAGCCUCAUGCACUGUGCUUCUUUAUUUUAUUUUCUUUUAUUGGGAAAAUGGCUACACCAUAAUUUGAUAUUUCAAAGCCAUAGUGUAACUAAUCCAAAAUAUUGUGGUGAUCCAAUAAAAGCUUCUCAACACAGAAAA